Lathyrus oleraceus (garden pea) is the source of this 957-nucleotide messenger RNA. RefSeq lists its product as uncharacterized. The transcript is spliced from 2 exons. Bases 1 to 957 code for a protein of 318 amino acids. The record is from RefSeq and is a predicted model, not a curated record. Lineage: Eukaryota; Viridiplantae; Streptophyta; Magnoliopsida; Fabales; Fabaceae.
AUGGAUAUUGGAAGGAGGAACACUCGAAAAUACAAUUUCAGAUGUCCCGGUCUCGUGGAAUUAAGGAAGCUAACAUAUUUUGUGGAUGAUCCUAAGGAUUUCAGAGACCGUUUUGGAGGACUUUUAUCUGUGCUAUCUACUGAUGUUGAGGAUGGUCUUCUCUGUACUUUGGUUGAGUUCUAUGAUCCUAUUUACCGGUGCUUCACUUACCCUGAUUAUCAACUAUUUCCUACCAUGGAGGAGUAUGCUUAUUUUUUGGGUAUAUCUAUUUAUGAUAUAUUUCAUUUUAGUGGGGUGGAAGGAAUUCUUGAAUCUCGAGUUAUUGCCGAAGCCAUUCAUUUGAGGAAGUCUGACAUAAAUGCCAAUCUCACUAUCAAAGGAGGUAUCAAAGGGUUGACUUCAAAGUUUCUACUGGAAAAGACCUUUUCUUUUGCUAAUGCUAAUAACAUGGUGGCAUUUGAGACUGUUCUUGCCUUACUCAUCUAUGGCUUGGUCUUGUUUUCUAACAUUGACAAUUUCAUUGAUGUUAAUGCUAUGAGGAUCUUUUUGAUUAGGAAUCCGGUUCCAACUCUACUCGAAGAUACUUAUUUCUCCAUUUACCAUAGGACUUCAAAAGGGGGUGGAACUAUUGUCUGUUGUAUGCCUUUACUGUAUAAGUGGUUUAUUUCGCACUUGCCACAGUCUCCUAUCUUCACAGAAAACAAGGGUUGUUUAAGGUGGUCUCAAAGACUUUUGUCUCUCACCAAUGACAAAAUUACUUGGUAUCUUCUGUUUACGACGACGUCAAGAUUAUUGACAGUUAUGAGGAGUUCUUUAGUGUGCCUCUUCUUGAAAGGUAUUGUAGACCAGAUCGUAAUAGAGAAGGAUGCUAUGAAAAGCAGCUACGAAAGAGAGAUCAAAAGACUUCGCAAGAAGAGUCAGCUUGGAGUUGGGUCGUCAUCGGACAUGAUUCCAUAG